GUCGUUGCUCUUAUCUUAUCCCAUUUCUUCCUCUUUCCUCUCCCUCUCUCUCUCUUACACAAGUUGGUGCUGUCCUUGUUCCUGGACGGACACAUCCGACAUGUCGACGGCGGUGGCGCGGCCCUACGGCGGCGGCUUCCCCGGAUCGGGGAGGGCCAAGGGGGACGAGCUGCUCGGCAAGAAGAUGAGCGACGGGUUCUUCAUCGAGGAGGAGGAGGAGGAGGAGGAGGAGGCGGAGGAGGUGCUCACGGAGAGCUCCUCCAUCGGCGCGCCGUCGCCGUCGAGCUCCUCCAUCGGCGAGGACUCCUCGUCGGAGGUUGGCGGCGACGGGGAGGACGAGGAGGUGGAGAGCAAGCUCAAGGAGGAGCCCGGGCUCGGGUGCCUGGACGCCCUGGAGGACUCCUUGCCCAUCAAGAACGGGCUGUCGAGCUUCUACGCCGGAAAGUCAAAGUCAUUCACCAGCCUCGCGGAGGCGGCGGCGCGGGACGCCGUGAAGGAGCUCGCCAAGCCGGAGAACCCCUUCAACAAGCGCCGCCGCAUCCUGGCCACCUGGUCCCGCCGCGCCUCCUGCAGCUCGCUGGCCACCGCCACCUACCUGCCCCCGCUCCUCGCCCCCGACCACGCCCUCCCCGAGGGGGAGGAAGGCGAGGAGGACGACGACUCCGACUCCGGCUCCGACGAGCAGCACCGCGGCAAGAACGGGUGGGAGGCACCGGCAUUGCCGCCCCCGAGGCUGAGCGUGAACACCCAGAUGGGCGCGGCGGCGGCGAGGAAGGGCGGCAGCUUCAGAUCGCCGAGGUCCUACUCGCUCUCAGAUCUUCGAAAUGGCGGCGAUGCGAGAUAUAACCAGUAGCUGCGAAUUCGCAGCCAUUGAUCUGUCUUGUGUCCCGUAGAUCUGUUACUACUACUUACUCCUUAAUUAUAUAUAAGCAAGUAAUCGCAAGAGCAUGUGUAAGUGUCUAAGCUAAAUUCGUCGUGUUCUUGUAUCCGUCAGUUGGAUCCCGUUGACCUCGCUCACCCGACCCUAUGUACGCAGACAUGUAUGAACUGCUCCGGCGAACUGAGUUCACCGAACUGAUCCAACACCCCGGCCAUCAUUAACUAAUGAUGAACCGUCCUCAAGAUAAGAUUAGUUAGUUUAAUGGCAUUGCUCCCGAUCCCUUUGUGUACAAACAUAUAUACAAUUUGUUGAUCCAA
Triticum urartu is the source of this 1197-nucleotide messenger RNA. RefSeq lists its product as uncharacterized. The record is from RefSeq and is a predicted model, not a curated record. NCBI's taxonomy places the organism in Eukaryota, Viridiplantae, Streptophyta, Magnoliopsida, Poales, Poaceae.